Molecule: messenger RNA, 2363 nt
Organism: Centruroides sculpturatus (bark scorpion)
Lineage: Eukaryota; Metazoa; Arthropoda; Arachnida; Scorpiones; Buthidae
Exons: 2
Coding region: 427-2079 (550 amino acids)
Source: RefSeq, a predicted model, not a curated record
GACUGGUGAGAUAACUCUCACUUGUUCGAUACAUCUAGACAUUAAUGAAAAUUUCUGAGUCAACUCGAAUUUGAAUCUGUAUUCCAUAGCUUCAUUAUCACUACCAUUCGACCUGCAUUAUCUUGUUGCUAUGGAGGACACAAAUUCUAAUCUGAAUAUGAACUUCAAAAAUUUUCGUGAGGAUUUGAUCUUCGUUCAUCACAUCUUGCCCGGGCAUCCAGUCAUUUCGCGCGUUCUUGUCCGAAACCACCAGAGACUUCAAAUACGCUUAAAUCCACAUAUAUGAAUUGUAUAAAAGAACUAACAAUAGACAUAUAUAAAUGAUUUUAUUCUUGCGAUUUCAAUAAUACGAACAUUGUUAAUUUAACGUUUUCUAACAAUACGUACGGAAGAAGUGCUUUAAACUUGCAAUCGUCAAUAUACACAAUGAACGUACGCCAUAUAUUAAUGGUAAUUAUACCAUUAGUCAUUUUAAUGAAUGCUCCUACGGGACAAAACUUUAAGAUACGUCUGAAAAGCAAACACAAGAAUAAACACAGCUUACUGUCCCUCGGUUCCAGAACUGAUGAGGACGAGGCUUACAAUGAAGAUUUGAAGAAUAUAUUGUCUUCACCUCAGUUUGAAAAAUACGGCAAUACCUUUGUACUGCGAGGUAAAUCAAAAAUUCGAGAAUUGGACUGGCUAAUGAGGCCGUCGACCCAAGAAAAAAGUAUUAGUCUACUAAUGAAUACGGAUAAAGAUACUGAUGAAUAUCGACAUAAGCAAGAAAAAAGUAUUAGUCUACUAAUGAAUACGGAUAAAGAUACUGAUGAAUAUCGACAUAAGCAAGGUAUCACUGAACAGAAAAGUUUUAAAAAUUCAAGAAGUGAAGUUCGGAUGCCUUCUUUUGUGAAAAAUUACAAAAAAUACAAAGAAUCGUAUUUUAUGCGAAAAUAUGCAAAUAAAGAACUCGAAUCAAAAGAAGGAAUGGAACAAAUGGGAAAAUUGAAUAACAAUGCUCGGUUUUCGGAGAAAUAUCGUUUUAAAUCUCGUCUUAACAGAAUGUUAAUUGGUCCAAUCAGGCAGAAAAAUGACAAAAAUAAAAUAUCAAAAAGUAGAACUGAUUUUAAAGUGAACAGAAAAGUUGCCAAGCAGGAAAAGAAGGUCGUAAUGGAGAAAAUAGGCCGAGCAAUUUCCAUAGUAUUGGUUGCCUUCGUUGUAGUAUCGUUUAUAUCUCUACUUGCUUCUGCGCUCGUGCACAUUUUCUCUAAGAUAUGUCGCGAAACAUCAUCUAAACGAGAGAAAUACGAAGGACCUCAGUCACCGAAAUCCGUCUUCUUCGCCGAUAUCGAUUCAUCUCUGUGUGAAGAGGGCGAGAUACAGAAAUCCGAAUCGGCUAGUUUGCAAGAAGAACGUAAAGAAAUUGUUUUGUCACUGGAAGAAAUACCGGGAGACAAUGAUAUCGAGGAAACAACUCCGUUGUUAUCUCCAAAAUCAACAUCACCGAAAAAUAAAAAAGAUAAGUAUCAUUCGUCUUCCUCCAGUGGAGCCGAAACUGUACAGACGAUGGUCAAAAUUAAAACUCCUGUUUCUGGUAGAUAUAGCUCUGCAUCUUAUGCAAGUGAUUCGUCUGAGAAAAAGGAAGAAAUCGAUUUAGACACCGACGUCAAAUUAUCCAAACAAGUAAACAGAAUUAAUUCACACGAAGAUGAGAUUUAUGAUUUUUUAAAAUCUUCCGGAGUGCAGUCUGGAAAAGUCUCGCAUCCUCUCCCGAAGACAAAUGAGGACACCAAUGCAUUUCAGGACAUAACACAGGGAGUCGAGUUUUCAUUAAACAAUCAAUCGCACGAUCUGUACACGGUUCCUACUAUAGAAUACACCAACCUAGCAUCGGCUCUUCAAAUGAAAAAAGAAUGUUUGAAGAACUUAAACCAAAUAACUUAUUGUGGAGAUUCAUAUAAUAGAUCGUCUGUGGAUCGUGGUUUAAACUUUAAAGGCGAUUUUAAAACAAAUUACAUGUUAAAUGGAUUGACUGGCAAAGAAUUUGAUAAAUCUAGAGUGGAUCUCUGCACAAUUUUUACAAAGCGAGCGAAAAAUUAAUCGUGGAAGAAGAUUUGGCGAAGAAAGAAAGAAAUUCACGAAAUUAAUACAAAGAUUUGGCCUCGAAGAGUAGGCCUAAUCUAUCGAAUCAUCAAUUAAGAAGUCAAAAUACUGAAAUUUUAGCCAACACAAUCGAAAAUUUUACUUCUAAAAGAAAAAAAAAAAUUAUUAAUUUAGCCAUGGAUGAAAUUUAGGAAUAGAAGUGUCGCCAACCGAUAACAAAAUUUAUUUUUAAAUAAUUAAAUAAUUCAUUUCCAAAUACAUUAAUAUGAUUGAUUAUUUUG